Sphaerulina musiva SO2202 is the source of this 2083-nucleotide messenger RNA. RefSeq names its product calreticulin precursor. Gene Ontology annotation, molecular function: calcium ion binding. Gene Ontology annotation, biological process: protein folding. NCBI's taxonomy places the organism in Eukaryota, Fungi, Ascomycota, Dothideomycetes, Mycosphaerellales, Mycosphaerellaceae. The record is from RefSeq and is a predicted model, not a curated record. Bases 77 to 1762 code for a protein of 561 amino acids. Gene Ontology annotation, cellular component: endoplasmic reticulum; endoplasmic reticulum membrane. The transcript has 3 exons.
GCCACCUUCCACUCACUUCUCGCCCAUCAUUCAUCUCCCACCGCCCUCCCUUCUACACUGCCAUUGACCGGCAACGAUGAAGUUCAACUCACUUCUCGCGCUCGGCGCUGUUGCAGCCACUGCGUAUGCCGCCGAUGAGGACACCACCGAGUCCGCAGCGGCUGCCCUCGAGGCUGCUCUGCCUGCAUUCACACCCACCACACUGAAGGCUGCCUUCGUGGAACAAUUCACAGACGGCUGGGAUGCGAGGUGGAAGGCAUCGCACGCAAAGAAGGAGAACACCGAGGAGGAGUGGCAGUACGUUGGCAACUGGGAGGUCGAGGAGCCCACCGUCUUCAAAGGCCUCCAGGGUGAUAAGGGUCUUGUGCUCAAGGACAAGGCUGCUCACCACGCCAUCUCCGCCAAGUUCGACGCACCCAUUGACAACAAGGACAAGACGCUCGUGGUUCAGUAUGAAGUCAAGCUUCAGAACCACCUCGAGUGUGGUGGUGCUUAUUUGAAGCUCCUCCGCGAGAACGCCGCUCUGUCCCAGGACGAGUUCUCCAAUGCCUCGCCAUACGUGAUCAUGUUCGGUCCUGACAAGUGUGGCGCCACCAACAAGGUUCACUUCAUCUUCCAACACAAGAACCCCAAGACUGGCGAGUACGAGGAGAAGCACAUGAACGCAGCCCCACCGGCCAAGAUCAACAAGCUCACCAACUUGUACACUCUUAUUGUUCGCCCAGACCAGUCCUUCGAGGUUCUGAUUAACGGCGAGUCUUCCAAGAACGGCACUCUCCUCGAGGACUUCACCCCGGCCGUCAACCCACCUACCGAGAUCGAUGACAAGGACGACAAGAAGCCUGAGACUUGGGUCGACGAGGCCAAGAUUGUGGACCCAGAAGCCUCCAAACCGGAAGACUGGGAUGAGGAUGCUCCAUACGAGAUCAUUGACGAGUCCGCCGAGAAGCCAGAAGACUGGUUGGAGAGCGAGCCAUUGACCAUCCCAGACCCAGAGGCCACCAAGCCAGAAGAUUGGGAUGACGAGGAGGACGGCGAUUGGAUCGCACCACAAAUCUCUAACCCCAAGUGUGAGGAAGUCUCUGGAUGUGGCCCAUGGGAGAAGCCAAUGAUCAAGAACCCUGCCUACAAGGGCAAGUGGUCUGCUCCUCUCAUUGACAACCCACUGUACAAGGGAGUGUGGAAGCCACGCAAGAUUGCAAACCCAGAUUACUUCGAGGACAAGACCCCAGCUAACUUUGAGCCCAUUGGAGCUAUUGGUUUCGAGCUUUGGUCAAUGAACGAGAACAUCCUCUUCGACAACAUCUACAUCGGACACGACGAGGCACAAGCCAAGACUUUCCAGAAGGAGACCUUCGACAUCAAGAAGCCCAACGAGGAGGCCGCCGAGAAGGCUGCUAAGCCAGCCGCUGACGACAAGAAGUCCCCAUCCGACCUCGUCUUCCUCGAGGACCCAGUCCUCUUCGUCAAGGAGAAGACUGCUCUGUUCAUUGAGCUGUUCCAGAAGAGCCCAAUGGAGGCUAUUACGUUCGUCCCAGAGGUGUCUGGCGCCAUCGGUGUCACCCUCGUUACCCUCCUCGUCCUCCUCUUCGGCCUCGGUGGUUCUGCCGCCCCAAGCAAGGAGCAGAUCAAGGCAAAGGCCAACCAGGCCAAGGACGCCGCACAGAAGACGAAGAAUGAUGUUGCCGAUGCUGUUGCAUCUGGUGCGGAUAAGGCGCAGGCCGAAGUCAACAAGAGAACUACAAGGAGUGGUGCUCAGUAGAUGGAGCAUGGUUUUGAACAGCGAGAUUUUGAGCGUUACAUCUAAAGAGCAUGCGGCAGGACACCCAGGCUGGCUUUCUUUCAAACGGUUUUUUGAUUGACAGGUCAAGCAAAACAGAUCGUGGGGGAGAUUGGCUGAAAUCGUUGUCGUCUGUAGAAAAGUUUGGUGUGCAGAUCACGAUAACAUUGCAUGAACUCAGAUGACUUGUUGCCUGUCAGAGCGGUCUUACUUGCCGCGGAGCUGGUGAGUGUCCCGGCGUGUCACUAGCAGUGUCGUUGAUGUGAUUGAUAGCGAGGCAAAUCUGCGUAUAAUUGACCCGAG